Molecule: messenger RNA, 552 nt
Organism: Miscanthus lutarioriparius
Lineage: Eukaryota; Viridiplantae; Streptophyta; Magnoliopsida; Poales; Poaceae
Source: the annotation of a GenBank genome assembly
AUGAUGAGAAGGAAGAUAGAGAUCAAGAGGAUCGACAACGCGACGAACCGGCAGGUGACGUUCUCGAAGCGCCGGCGCGGGCUGUUCAAGAAGGCCAAGGAGCUCGCCAUCAUCCUUUGCGAUGCCGAGGUCGGCCUCGUCGUCUUCUCCAGCACCGGUCGCCUCUAUGACUUCGCUAGCACCAGGCAGUUGUUGGGUCAGCAGCUUUCUGGCCUGGACGUAAGAGAUUUGCAGAGUUUAGAGAAUAAGCUGGAGACGAGCCUAAGAAAUAUUCAUCUGAAGAAGGACCAACUUAUUUUUUAUCAGAUUCAAGAAUUAAACAGGAAGGGAAGCCUCAUGCACCAGGAAAACAUAGAACUAUACAACAAAGUCAACCUUCUUCAUCAAGAGAACAUUGAAUUACGGAGAAAGGUGUAUGGACAAGGAGUAAAUGAGCAUCCAACAAGUACUACAGUUAGAGACAGUAUUCUGAAUACAGAGAAUGAAGAUGUUCCGAUCAAUCUUGAGCUGAGUGUGCAAAGGGACAAGUCAGAAACACCAAGUAUAGGGUGA